Messenger RNA from Striga hermonthica, 936 nucleotides. NCBI's taxonomy places the organism in Eukaryota, Viridiplantae, Streptophyta, Magnoliopsida, Lamiales, Orobanchaceae. The record is from the annotation of a GenBank genome assembly.
AUGGGCCGACCGCCGAGCAAUGGCGCCCCUUCUUUCCGCUUUAACCCUGUCGAGUUUGCGGAAAUGGAGGCCACUCUACAAGCGCACAAUUGCUCGGUGCCGGGACGUGAAAUCAUCGAGGCUCUUGCUCAGAAAUUUAGUGCCACAGCUGAAAGAGCAGGAAAGGUGGAAGUUUCAUCUAAACAAGUUUUAAACUGGUUCCAAAAUAGACGAUAUGCCCUCAGAACAAAAGCGGCUAAAGCUGUUCCUCCUAAUGAGGCAAAUAUAUCUCAUUUGCCUACGGUUGUAUAUUUGCCUCAGGCAACUCUGCCUCAGCACGCUUUCUCAACUCCGGCAACAGCGAAAAAUGGGCUUCAAGUACAUCAUCCUGUUCCUGCUCUAUCAGCGCAAUCUGCCCCCAUGAAUGCUUCGGGUGGUUGUCAGAUGGAGUUUGAAGCUAAAUCUGCUAGAGAUGGUGCAUGGUACGAUGUCACUUAUUUCCUGUCGUGUAGAUCAUCAGGGACUGGAGAUCCGGAAGUUCUGGUUCGUUUUGCCGGUUUCGGACCUGAAGAGGAUGAAUGGAUCAACGUACGGAAGCACGUGAGACAACGUUCCUUACCAUGCGAAUCUUCAGAAUGUGUUGCGGUUCUCCCAGGAGAUUUAGCACUAUGCUUUCAGGAAGGGAAAGAGCAAGCCCUGUAUUUUGAUGCACAUAUUCUCAACACAGAAAGGCGAAGGCAUGAUGUUAGGGGCUGUCGAUGUAGGUUUGUGGUGCGAUACGAUCAUGAUCAAGCUGAGGAAGUUGUUCCCUUGAGGAAGAUAUGCCGCCGGCCUGAAACUAACUACAGGUUGCGGCAACUUCACGCCACGUCAGAAAAUGUAAAUUCACAAAAAACAGGCGAAACUACACAAAAGCAGCCGCUCAAGCCCGAGGAACUCGUUCCUAUCAGCAGAUGA